GUUGUCUACAAUAUUGGGCUAGAGCAGAGUAUUUAUAUCACCACCCACGAGCCUUUGCUUUUCCUUCAACACCACCUCUCCUCUUAUCUGUUUUCUUUCCGGAGUCAUUUGUCUGAUCUCAUCAUCAACAACCACAACUACUCAAACAAUCCUUUCAGAAAGAAAGAAAAAAAAAAACAAUCCAAAAGAAGAAGCAUGUCCUAAUAAUAUCAGUAUCUUCUCAGUGUGAAAAAAAAAAUCAUAAUUAUUUUUGAUGGUCAGAUCACACAAGCGAGAAUCUGCUACUUAGAUCCAAUCUCUCGUGAAGCCACAACUUGGUUCUUCCACCACCAUGACUACAACCACAGAUAGCAACAACGGCGGCAAAACGCAAACGCAGACGCACAAGAAACAAGUGAGAAGACGACUCCACACAAGCCGUCCUUACCAAGAACGUCUCCUUAAUAUGGCCGAAGCUCGCCGCGAAAUCGUCACCGCCUUAAAACAACAUCGCGCUUCCAUGAGACAAGCCGCCAAGAUUCCACCGCCUCCUCCUCCACCGCAGAAUCUUCUUUCUCCACCGCCUCCUCCUCCACCUCCGGAUCCAUUUUCUUGGUUGAAUCCACAACUCAGUUUCCUCCUCCCUAACCAACCUUUAGGGUUAAACCUCAAUUACCAUGACUUCAACGACUUCAUCCAAACCUCCUCGCCGUCGUCAUCAUCAUCCUCGUCGUCGUCAAACUCAUCUUCAUCAUCCUCAGCGAUGUUUCCGACGACGAAUCUUCAUAUCUACUCCUCCUCCCCUUCACCUCCACUUCCCAAGAAGCAGGUGAUGGAACCGGAGAACAACGUGGGGACGUCAGCUUGGUGGUCAGAGCUCAUGAUGAAGACGGCGGAGACGGAGAUGACAAAGUCGGAGGAGGAACAAGCCGUGGUGGUCGAGGAUGACGUCUUCCCGAAGUUCAGUGACGUCAUGGAGUUUCCUUCGUGGUUGAAUCCAACAGAUGAAGAACUGUUUCAUCCGUAUGAUCUCUCUACUCAUUACUCCUCCCCUCACAAUCCUCCUUUGUCCUGUAUGGAGUUUAAAGAAAUUGAAGGCAUGGAUGGAGACGAUUGGCUUGCCUGGCUGAGCCACAAAGAUUGAUUACUGUUUUUUUUUUCAGACAUGUUGAAUCAACUCUUUGGUUAUUUUCUUAUUUAUUUGUUUUCUUUCUAUUUUUUCUCCUUUUUUUUUUUUCUGUUUGGAGACACAAGAAUUUAAGAAUAACAACAUGCCUGCGGAGAGAUGUUCGGUUUGGCAAAAGUCACAAAUGAAUGAAACUAAAACUUUUCUUGCUCAAAAA
Messenger RNA from Raphanus sativus (radish), 1322 nucleotides. RefSeq lists its product as uncharacterized. The coding region runs from base 332 to 1123 and encodes 263 amino acids. Lineage: Eukaryota; Viridiplantae; Streptophyta; Magnoliopsida; Brassicales; Brassicaceae. The transcript has 2 exons. The record is from RefSeq and is a predicted model, not a curated record.